AUGAGCAAGGGGGCCACAAUUCAGAGCAUGAGUAUCUACCAGGUAUUGGCUGAGAGCUGGCACUGCCACCCUGCUCUGUCAUCUCUCACAGGAGGAAUCUUUGAGUAUGCGGACGGCCCCAACGCCCAGGUCAUGAACGCCGAGGAGCAUGCCUUUCGAUUUUCUGCCAACAUCAUCAACAGGAACAGGACUCUCCUGCCCAACACAACCUUGACUUACGACAUUCAAAGGAUUCAUUUCCACGACAGCUUUGAGGCAACCAAGAAGGCCUGUGACCAGCUGGCACUGGGUGUGGUAGCCAUCUUCGGACCAUCACAGGGCUCCUGCACCAAUGCUGUCCAGUCCAUCUGCAAUGCCUUGGAGGUGCCCCACAUCCAACUUCGCUGGAAGCACCACCCCCUGGACAACAAAGACACCUUCUAUGUGAACCUCUACCCCGACUACGCCUCCCUCAGCCACGCCAUCCUCGACUUGGUCCAGUCCCUCAAGUGGCGGUCAGCAACCGUGGUCUAUGAUGACAGCACAGGUCUCAUCCGGCUGCAGGAGCUCAUCAUGGCCCCAUCCAGGUACAACAUUCGCCUGAAGAUCCGCCAGCUCCCCAUCGACUCCGAUGACUCACGGCCCUUGCUCAAGGAGAUGAAGCGGGGCCGGGAGUUCCGCAUCAUCUUUGAUUGCAGCCACACCAUGGCAGCCCAGAUCCUCAAGCAGGCCAUGGCUAUGGGCAUGAUGACGGAGUACUACCACUUCAUCUUUACCACUCUGGAUCUCUACGCACUAGACCUGGAACCCUACCGCUACUCGGGGGUGAACCUGACUGGGUUCCGCAUACUCAACGUGGACAACCCCCAUGUCUCAGCCAUUGUGGAGAAGUGGUCCAUGGAGCGACUCCAGGCAGCUCCCCGGGCGGAGUCUGGCCUAUUGGAUGGAGUGAUGAUGACGGACGCAGCCCUGCUCUACGAUGCCGUCCACAUCGUGUCUGUGUGCUACCAGCGAGCGCCGCAGAUGACCGUGAACUCCCUGCAGUGCCAUCGGCACAAGGCCUGGCGCUUUGGUGGCCGCUUCAUGAACUUCAUCAAGGAGGCUCAAUGGGAAGGAUUAACUGGACGGAUUGUUUUCAACAAAACCAGUGGUUUGCGGACUGAUUUUGAUCUGGACAUCAUCAGCCUGAAGGAAGAUGGCCUGGAGAAGGUUGGGGUGUGGAGUCCAGCUGAUGGUCUCAACAUCACUGAGGUUGCCAAAGGCCGAGGUCCUAAUGUCACCGACUCUCUGACCAACAGGUCGCUCAUCGUCACCACUGUGCUGGAGGAGCCCUUCGUCAUGUUCCGCAAGUCCGAUAGGACCCUUUACGGCAACGACCGCUUCGAGGGCUACUGCAUUGACUUGCUCAAGGAGCUGGCGCACAUCCUGGGCUUCUCCUAUGAGAUCCGGCUGGUGGAAGAUGGCAAAUACGGGGCACAGGACGACAAGGGCCAGUGGAACGGCAUGGUCAAGGAGCUCAUUGACCACAAGGCAGAUCUGGCCGUGGCUCCCCUAACCAUCACCCACGUCCGAGAGAAGGCCAUCGACUUCUCCAAGCCUUUCAUGACCCUCGGAGUGAGCAUCUUAUACCGCAAGCCCAAUGGUACCAACCCCAGUGUCUUCUCCUUCCUCAACCCCCUUUCCCCAGACAUCUGGAUGUACGUGCUCCUCGCCUACCUGGGUGUCAGCUGUGUCCUCUUCGUCAUCGCCAGAUUCAGCCCUUACGAGUGGUAUGAUGCCCACCCUUGCAACCCCGGCUCCGAGGUGGUGGAGAAUAACUUCACACUGCUCAACAGCUUCUGGUUUGGAAUGGGCUCCCUCAUGCAACAAGGCUCUGAACUGAUGCCCAAAGCUCUGUCUACCCGAAUCAUCGGUGGCAUCUGGUGGUUCUUCACACUCAUUAUCAUCUCGUCCUACACGGCCAACCUGGCCGCCUUCCUGACCGUGGAGCGCAUGGAGUCACCCAUCGACUCUGCUGAUGACCUGGCCAAGCAGACCAAAAUUGAGUAUGGUGCUGUCAAGGAUGGGGCCACCAUGACCUUCUUCAAGAAAUCCAAGAUCUCCACCUUCGAGAAGAUGUGGGCCUUCAUGAGCAGCAAGCCCUCGGCACUGGUAAAAAACAACGAGGAGGGGAUCCAGCGAACACUCACAGCCGACUACGCUCUGCUCAUGGAGUCCACUACCAUAGAGUACAUCACACAGAGGAACUGCAACCUCACCCAGAUUGGUGGCCUCAUUGACUCCAAGGGCUAUGGCAUCGGCACACCCAUGGGCUCCCCCUACCGGGACAAAAUCACCAUCGCCAUUCUGCAGCUGCAGGAAGAGGACAAGCUUCACAUCAUGAAGGAGAAGUGGUGGCGAGGCAGCGGGUGCCCCGAGGAGGAGAACAAGGAGGCCAGCGCCCUGGGCAUCCAGAAGAUCGGCGGCAUCUUCAUCGUCCUGGCUGCCGGCUUGGUCCUGUCCGUGUUGGUGGCAGUGGGCGAGUUUAUAUACAAACUCCGUAAGACAGCGGAGCGGGAGCAGCGCUCCUUCUGCAGCACAGUGGCCGAUGAGAUCCGCUUCUCCCUCACCUGCCAGCGCCGUCUCAAGCACAAGCCGCAGCCUCCGAUGAUGGUCAAGACUGACGCGGUCAUCAACAUGCACACAUUUAACGACCGCAGGCUUCCAGGCAAGGAUAGCAUGAGCUGCAGCACUUCGCUAGCCCCUGUCUUCCCCUAGACCGUGGGUACAGCGGGGACGUCAGGCCUGGUCCACACAGAGGAAAGCAAAGGAGACGGGAAGGGACAUCCUCAUCUCAUGCUGGCCUUGGGAAUGGAGCUGCUGCCUGCAUCCAGCUGUGGACCGUCAGCUCUUACCUACCAGGAAACCAGUGGGCCCUAGGCCAGCUGCUUGGGCUUCAUCUCCUCUUGUCUUUUCUGUGGCUUUCUAAAGCUGUGAAGGCCAGCGGAAGCACAUGCCUCUCAGGCUCCCACUCGCCACCCCUCUCUUCUCCAUAGCCAGGUAUUUCUGCCAGGGCUCUGCGAGGCCUCAGAAGAUAGCUCUUAUACUCUCUUCCUUUCCCGCAAGCCUGGGACCUUCUAGCACGCAGCCAUGAGAGCAGAGACUCCAACUUUGAACACCUUAAGGAUGUUCUAAUGAGGCUGCCAGUGGGAGCCCAAAGGCACCAUCCAUCCUUCCAUGAACAGAAGCAAGGCUUCAGCCUUUAAGGGCUGUUCACCUGGGCCCAGUCUUCUCCACCUGGCUUCACCCACAGCAGCCCCUUGACAACACGGAAAGCAGUGUGGGAAGGAGUUUGGUAUGGGAGAAGAAGAGCACACAGACGGAGGCUGCGGUCUCAGACGCUUAAGUCCAGUGUCCCACGGCACGAGUGUUUAGGAAGUCUCCGAGAACGUGAAUGAGGUAGCCACCACGGCAAAUUCUUCUCCACUUCUGAAACAGAGAAGAGAAGACACCCUCUCUCAUAAGGAGUGUCCAAAGACUCAAUUGGCAUGGGAAGGUCAGCCGAAGAAAAACGGAUGCUAUGAAAAUCCCAAAGGCCCUUGAUCUAAUAGACCGACUUGGCGGGUAAACAAGCCAGCAUUCAGGAACCCUGGGUUUUCCACCGUCUACUCAUUGGCAAGUCCCUGUCCCUGCCCAUUUGAAUUUGGCCUCCUUCUGUCAUCCCGAAAAGAGAAGAGCAGCCCCAACUGAUGGGCAAAAGAGGGGUUGGUGCCCGCCCUGCGCAGACAAACUUUGGGGUAGGUGGGAGGAGCCAGAGGGGACCUGAAGAACCUUCUGGGCAUGCCCAAUCUAAAGAGCCCCCUAGAGAAAGAAAGCUUUCAGGUGGAAUAUGAGACCUCCUGAGGCCCCCAGGCUGGGGAGGGAGAAGCUGCCCCCUGGAAAAUUAACCAAAGACCCAACACAGAGACACAAGGCCAUCCUGGCCCCUAGUCUCUUUUCUGGGGCAGCUAUGGUCUGAGGGGAUUUGGGGGAGAAGAGAAGAAGCAGAGGAGAAGCCAGGGAGGGGACAGCCAAAGGGGUGAGUAGAUGACCUGUGGUUCCCACUCUGGAGGUUUGAAACUAUCAAAGUCUUAGGAAAGAUUCAGCUGUGAGGGGUUAGGCAAAAAGUGUCCUUACAGAGAGCAUGACAGGGCCAUCAGGGCCCCCACAGCUAAGGGUGGAAGUUGGUCUCUGAUGAGGGACCAGGGUGGGCAACCUGGGCUGAGAACUGGGGGACUCUAGUCCCACACUCCCCCACUUUCCUGGUGCUGCCAGGCCUGGAUGAGCUACAUCUAGAGCUCAAGAGCCCUCUCGGCAGAGGUGAAGGAACCCCUUCAACCAAGCACCCUUCCACACUGGCGUGGGUGAUGAAUCCCGUCACGCUGGUUCUCGGGAGCUCUGGCUGCACUGGAGGGAGGGAGGAGAGACUGGCAGCCAAGCCCAGUGCAUGCGAUGAUAGGAAAAGCCAUGCUGGCAGGAGGGAGGAGCAUGCACAUGUCUGUGUGUUUGACUUUGUAUGUAUGCGUUUGGGGGGGGCUGAUGAUGAAGGACAGACAUGAUGGAUAUGUAACAUAGUCCAUAGCAGGCAAUAAUAGGGGCCUCCUUUGGGACCUGUGUGUGUGUGUGUGUGUGUGUGUGUGUGUGUGUGUGUGUGUGUGUACAUGAGUGAAAUGGGGAGGAAGGAGCCCAAUCAGGACCAGCAACGGAGCCUCAUCUAUGUAAAAACAGGAGAAGCCAUGUUGAGAUGGGGUUCUGAUGAAUAUAUGGAUGGAUGCAAGUGUUCAUGAAUUUGUGUGUGUGUGUGCAUGUACAGUUGCUUGCGCGCGCACACACACACACAUAUGCACACAUCUGUGUACUGAAUGACAGAGGAUGGGGAGCAGGAUACAACCUGCAGCAUAGCCAAAUAUAUGUAAAAGGAGAAGCCAUGUCAUCAGAGGUCCUUGUAUGAGUGUGUGCACACACACACACACACACACACACACACACACACACACACAGGUGUGUGGGCUUGUGUGCCCUGAAGACAGCAGGGAAGGUCAGACGAGACUGCUGUGCCCUGUGGGUGGAUGUGUGCUGUGCAGGAGGAGUCGUAUGAAAAUGGAGUUUGUGUGUCUGUGUGUGUGUGUGUGUGUGUGUGUGUGUGUGUGUGUGUGUGUGCGUGCGCGCGCGCUUGCUCAUACCCAUGCAUGUGCAGACGUGUACCUAAAUUCCAAUUCCCAUCAUGAGUUGAGGCAGCAGAGCAAUCAGUAAGGCAGGACACCAGGGUUUGUUUGCAUGUCUAUUGUAGGAGGGAUCAUCUGCCACAGCUUUCCUGAGGCUCCGUGGGAAAGUGCGCAGGGACUUUCGGGGCUCAACUGGUGACUCCUUUGCUGUUCGUAGUAUCCUGUUGAGAGGAAAACAUCCCCUUUUUCUUUUCUUUCUUCCUUUCUUUUUUUUUUUUUUAAACCAACCCUGCUGUCAGGAAUCUAACGAAACCCUUCUCCAGUCUGUUCUCUUCCACUGCAUUCAUUACCCCUGUCCUAUGUUGUCCAGUACAGUUUUAUAACACACACCCACAUCCGUGUUCAUAUCACACAUGUGCUUUUGUGCAUGACACGGCAGACGUGUCAUGUUCUUCUGAGGCUAUGCACAUACGUAGACUGUGAUGGGAAAAGGAACGGGACAUGGUGGGAAGGGUGUUCAUGAAGGAUGUAAUGAAGCAUGAGGGUGGAGGCACUGGGUUGGUUUAUAGACUCCUAGGGGCAAGAGGGGGGGCACGCUGCAGGAUCUCCCCUUCCGCUCGAGCCUUACGUCCAGAAGUGUGGCUAACGCCUGCCCUCUGGCUGAAGCCCUGUGUUUGUCCUAGAGACCAGUGCCCAGUGCCAAGCACCCUGGAGACCACUCUGCCCAACUGCGCUGUGUCUCUCCCAGGGUAGGGAUGGAAGUCAAGAAGGAGGGAGAUCAAGUGGAAACCUGUCCCAACCCCCUAAGGGGUGCACAGAGCUGGGGCUGGAGCACACAGAGGCACUGGGGAACCAUGGGAAACACCAAAACCGGUUUGGAUGGAGCAAAUGGGGUAUACCUAAGCAGGUGCCGGCUGGUUGUCUCUGUCUGGUCCUAUAGACCAGCCCUGAAUGGAAGAGCACCUCAUGCCACCAUGUCUGGGCCUGAGCUCCAUCUGUAUGUACUAGCCCAGUGGAGGGGCAGCACCUACCAAGUCCAGGCCCUGGGGGCUAUCAUACAGGGAGCCUCCUUCUGCAGGUACCAUGACCUACGUCCAGUUUCUCUGCUAUGGACAGAUGAUAAAACAUCUGGGUGCUCAGGUGGCUCCCGUCUGCAGAUGUCUUACAAGAGGAGAAAAUGAGGUGUUGGCCAGUGUGCUACACUUAGAGUCCCUGAGGUAGGAGAUUGCCCCUCCUCAGCCUGGACUGCGUCUCAGCAGGAAGAGCACUUCCUGUGCCCUGCCCUUGUAGCAUGCAAUGGGGGAGGGGUGAACAGAUUAAAUAUAUCCAUGGGGGAGCAGAAGUCAGACUGGGCCCACAGUCCCCAAGUAUCGUCUGUCCCUCCUUACCUUUUCUUUCUGGUCCAGGGUGGGCUGAAGGUGGGAUGCAGCUGCGGCUGCUUCAUGCUGCAUGAGGUCAUGCCACACACACACACACACACACUCCAGAGACAUUCCCUACUGUAGGCACCAGCAUCUGAACACGACAGCUCCACGGUCCACCUCUGGAAUUGCCCUGCGUGUAUGCCCGUCUGAAAGGGCCCUCAUGUCAUGGACAAAGAACUGUAUGGCAUUAACAACUGGAACCCACCCAGCCCAGUGGACAGAUUCGAGAAUUGGGCCCAGCCCUGUGGGCAGGUCUUUAAGUAAGAUAUAUCUGGACAUCCCAGGUUGUUGGGGGCAGGGUGCACAUCUGGAAUAGGCCUAGCCACUUGCCGCAGUGGAAGGGGCCUUGCCCUCUGUCUCCAUGUUCUGGAGUUGAAAUUCUAGAGCUGAGGUAUAUGUGAAGUCACAGAAUUGUUUUAGGUAGAAGGCUAAUGUUCUGUACAAUAUAUAUAUGAAUGUAAAAUAUAUAUAUGCUUAUAUAUAUAUAUGCACAGUGUAUAUAUGACCCACAACCCCUGUGUAUAAAACCCUUCCCUGCACGUCUGCACACAGUGUACAGAACCCAGCCAGUGUGGGUGGGGACCCAGUGAGAGAUGGGGGCUGCAGCAGAAAAGUCAGGUUUACUUAUCCAGCCCUCUGGAACAGGCUUUUGCCGGCAUCAGUAUUAUAGAGCGUGGCAAAGAGGACAGACUAGUGUGGAGCUGGCAGGUGAACUGGGGAAGGGGCAGCCAUGGGUGAGAGUCUCCACCUGCGAGUCUCUAAGGCAGGGCAGCGGGCAUGUCUGGGAACAUGGUCCUUGGUCCUUUUGGUCCUUGAUCCUGAGCCAACAUCACAAUCGAUCCUCCGUAUCUAGUGCUAGGGAGAAGAGUGAGGAAAGGAGGGGAGUCUGUGCCCCAGGCCUACCCUUACACCUGCCUACAGAACAGCCUGGAAGGCGUCAGGCUGCAUCUGAAACAUCCUAGAUGUCAGAGGACCCUGGGUGGCCAAGGUAUGCAAGUUACCCACAGCUCAUGGCGAGAGUGAGUCUCUUUUGAAGAGAAAGGCCCGAGGGCACUGCUGACAUGCCCAUUCAGCACCCUGAUAGCCCAGUUAUGGAUCUGGCUCUCGUUCUCCUGCCUUCUAGAAUAACGGUCCUCAAAUCACCCCAUAGCUUUCUGUUGUACUUUUCUAGACCAAAAUUCUGAGGCCUCCCAGUGGAAGGAAGAACUAUAGAUUCAGUAGUUAGAGGGUAGCCAAGAGGCUGCCCCGUUCAUUCUGACACAGUGCAAGAUGUGAGGGAAUUAUCAAGGAACCAGAGAGACGGGAGAUGAGAGAUUCAAGAAGGUGGCACCUGACCUUGCACAGCCCCUUACCGUCUGCCGGUCCUUCUCUCUGUUGCUUCUUCCAAAAGAGGGCAGCUGGCAGCGAGCCCUUGACAGGCAGGCCACAGACCUCUGUCCCUGCCUCACCUGGAUCUGUCUAUUGCCGGUAAUUUGAGGCCUUCAGCCCCUUCCUGGGUCCAAGCAUCGGCGCUCGAGUGUGCUGGGGAGAGGAGACUCGGGUUUUGCUUCUGUGUGGUCUGCAGCCUGCCCUCUGCUUCAGCCCCAGCCCUCAGGCCGCCUGCACUUAAAGGCCAGGCCCGCUCCUGCAGCCACGGCCAAGCGCAUCUAAAUCCAGCCGCUGAGGAGGGUCCUGACCUGGCUCCAUAGAGACCAGAGGCUCCAGGAGCCCUCACGCCACUGUGCUCUGAAACCCCAGCCCAUCCCUGCCUGGGCUGACUUCCUGGCUGGGCCUCCGUGGUGGGGACCUCAGCUCCCAACUCCUAGGCUGAGCCCCCAGACAGCACCAUGGGACUCCAAGAGCCCUGGCCUGUCCCACUACCCAGACCAGAGUGCCUGGACGCCCCCCACCCCCACUCCCACUCAACAAGGUUCCCACACACUGGUCUCUGGGCCAUUCAGGGGGUGCCCUUUGUGGACAUGCAGAAUUUCUAUGAAUAUAGUUUUUUGUAAACAUUUUGUAACAAUUUGGGUUUCAUAGUAACUGUGUUACUUGCCAAUCAUUCUAAGCUGAUGUAAAUAAAUUUCCAAACAAAUCUGAUUAUUUUCCUUUUUAAGACACUGUGAUAUAUCAAAAGUGCACAGUUUGCUGUAUGAAGUAAUAUGGUUUUAAAUUUUAAAUAAAUGUUUUUAGAAAAUGGG
Messenger RNA from Peromyscus maniculatus bairdii (prairie deer mouse), 8766 nucleotides. The record is from RefSeq and is a predicted model, not a curated record. NCBI's taxonomy places the organism in Eukaryota, Metazoa, Chordata, Mammalia, Rodentia, Cricetidae.